GAGUGUGUAAACAGCAGCACAAGAGCGACAAUCGAGUCCGUGUAACACUGCACGCUCCACGCUCCGCAGUCAGUCGAAUUUCGUAGUCGGAUCGACAAAGAUCAUUUCUCAAGCACGUCCAUAGCGCGGGUUCGGUACAAUCUCGUCUUGACGUUGAUUUUUUCACGUUCGAAUAUUGUUUAUAAGUGAAUUCGUGCGUUUGUGCUUUCGGUGAAAGAUGAGUUUGCCUUCACUUUGGAAGGACGAUCGCUGUUGGAGUGCCCGGUGAUCGCGACAUCGAUUUCGACGAACAGCAAAUUUUUUAAUCGGUUCUUCCGUUCGUUACGGAUUUUAAAAAAUCAUAAUAUCGAUAGAUACAUUCGAAUGAAAAUAUCUGAGUGCGGUAAACAGCCCCGAGUUGAACGAUUUUCAUUGGUUCUUCGAUAAAAACAAAGACUUCCGUUUUACACUUCUCUCGGCACACACCAAUCACCCCGGAGAAUCCAGUACACUAGGCGACGAGCAAUAAAAAUCUUCGUACGAUGCGCGAUUGUGGUGUGACAAACAACUUGUUUUCGCGAAUCAUACGUAAAAGUUUGUAGCCACAGUUCCAUAAUGUUGACUCCUCGGCUUGCUUGAGCGCAGUUUUCGUAUAUCUACAUUUCCUCCGUGAUUUUCAAAAGCGCGAAGAUUUUUUACAGCCGUUCGCCGCGUUCUCGGACGAUUCUCAAUCGUCAGGACUUUUCCCAUUUUCUAACCAUCACACUUUCAAUAAUACUCAAUUAUCCAAAUACUCUGACGUAAUCGCCGAAGACUAAAACCCUCGUGAACAUAUAAAUCCUGUAUAUGGUGAAAAAGUAAGGUUAAUUGUUGACAAACAUGACCGCAAGACGCCCAACACGAGCACCGGAUUUUCGAACGUCAAGAAUUUGGCCCCGUCGAUCAUGGCUUUUCCCCCUGGUAUGCGCACUGUUGGACAUGGCAACAGGGACAAGAGCGACCGAGUGUUGUCCCGGAGGCGCAAUUUGGCUAGGAAGUGCGAAAAACUGUUCGGACGGGACUGAAAUACGUUUGACUUGCGUCAAUGGUUUCUACAGAGUCGAUCCAUCGGUGAAUCACUUCGACGAGUUCACCGUCGUUGCCGGACCCGGCGGUCCGCAGCUUGAGUUUCAGCACGAUUACGAACCGAUUCUUGCCAACAGGUUCUGCGUAUCCGGUGAAAAGGAGGAUGAACGUUGGGCCUUGGUUUGUUUCGACAACGACGAAUACGGGAUUUCAAGAUGGCGAUACGGGGUCUUCGGCAUGCUGAGCAUCAUAUCAGCCCUCUUCCUUGUCCUCACACUCGUCGUGUACAUCGUGCUACCAGAACUGAGAGACAUCCAGGACAAAUCAAUGGCCAGUAGCGUCGCGUUCCUUGCGUCGAGUUAUCUCUUGUUGGGAAUCGAACAAAUGAGGCCUCACGACGUCGAAAUCAACGAGGACAUCUUGUGCCUUCCGCUUGCCUUCCUUCUAUAUUGGAGUUUUCUUUCCGCAUUCUUCUGGAUGAAUCUCGUCGCUUUCAAUGUCUGGAGAACCGUCUGGUUCAAAUCCUUUCCUAUCAAGGACGCUGACCUCUUCUUGAUAUUCUGCGGUAUCGGGCUAGUUGGCCCAGGGAUUUUGCUGCUGGCUGCCCUCGCUACUCACCACACGCCUGGUUACCAUCUGAAGCCCCAUUUUGGCGAAACUUCCUGCUGGUUCGAAGGAACGACGGAGACCUGGGCGUUUUUCUACGGACCGAUAUCUUCUCUGUUGAUACUGAACCUCAUUUAUUUGGGGUUGACAUGCUGGAGGCUGUGGUACGAUUACCGGAGCUACAACGGCAGCGGCUUGAGAGCCUUGCGGUUCAAUUGUUUGCUUUACGUAAAGCUGAUUCUCGUAAUGGGAAUAACCUGGAUAUUCGAGGUCAUAUCUUUCGCCAGUUCACUCAACGGAGACAGCGUCUAUUGGCUCGCGACGGACGUUCUCAACGACAUCCAGGGCGUCAUAAUAUUCAUUUUGCUGGUACCAAUGCGGAGGAGAGUGAAAAAGCUCUUGGCCAGGAGGAGACCCUUCGGCAUAAGGUUCCCCAAGUCCUGGGCUGCUUACGACGAGGACGACGAGGUUAAUUACGCCCUUCCUGUCGAGGUCGAACUUUCCAAUCCUUGAAAGCUCUCUCCUGUCAUUUCAAUGUUUCCAUCAUCACCUCGUGUCUGCUUAAGAGUGCGGAUCAGUCGGCCAAGUCCACGUGCAAUUUUCGAAACCGAAAUUCUUUGACACAGUUUUACCGAUCAAAAAAGGCUCGCACGCAGGCCAAGAAUGGGCUGAGAUGUUUACUCGAUCGCAGGCGCGAACCCUGUGGAAAUAUUUCACUUUCAAUUUGCGGCGAACUCUCCCGCACUCGCGGUUCCGAUACACCGACUGAUCGAUCCCCCCCCCCCCCAAUAACCGUUUUUCGCCCAUCUACGAAUACUUCGCGUGCAUUGUUUUUCAAGCUCCGAGCGACACGUUGACACAACGAAAAUUAUAUCGCGACGCGUUACCGUUAUAGAAUUAUGAAAAAGUAAUUUCCUUGUUGAAAAUGAAGCAUUCCGAUGACGUAUUAUUCAACUUAUUUCGGAAGGCAAACAUUGAGCAAUCUCUGCUUCUUCGCACACGUACAAAUAAACGCGCGAAUUGUAAUGAGAAUACGUAACAAACUCUAUUGACAUUAACUGGAUAAACACAGAAGUGAAAUGCUGUCGAAGUUGGCACAAUAAAUUUGCUCAGUCGUCGCGUCACAAGUACGCAUACAGGGUGGCCCCGACGCAACUUUGUCCAGCUGAAAUACUACUCCACGCGCACCAGCGAUAUCUCCAUUCAACACGAUUGUUCCUCCACCCUGUAGAAUAAAAAUUACGGCUCAUUGAUGCCCCAUACGUGCCAUAAAUAAUACAUAAGUCGAGAGAAAAAAGCAAAUGUGAAAUACCGCGUCUCCGGUGCGUGAGCGAGCGUGGGGCACGGUGUAUCGUAUGUGUGUGGAUAAGAAUCUCGAGCCGGCGAGUUGUCAUAAGUGGUUAACAACUGAAGGAUCUUUACUCAGUCAUUCAACUGAAUAAAAAAUGUCUCGUUCGAGCUUCUUUCGAGAAAUUUAAAUGGCAGAAUAAAUCAGCUUCCAUCGCUCUUGUCUUCCA
Messenger RNA from Venturia canescens, 3167 nucleotides. RefSeq names its product G-protein coupled receptor Mth2-like. The record is from RefSeq and is a predicted model, not a curated record. Bases 859 to 2163 code for a protein of 434 amino acids. The transcript has 7 exons. Gene Ontology annotation, biological process: cell surface receptor signaling pathway; G protein-coupled receptor signaling pathway. NCBI's taxonomy places the organism in Eukaryota, Metazoa, Arthropoda, Insecta, Hymenoptera, Ichneumonidae. Gene Ontology annotation, molecular function: G protein-coupled receptor activity. Gene Ontology annotation, cellular component: membrane.